GCCGAGGCCUGGCCCAACUGCUUUUCAAGAAACCGGGGAGGGUCUCCGUCUCCCGAGCCUGACCCAAACUGAAAAGUCUGAAUGAAGACCUCCACCUGAAUAUUGGCUCCAGCGGUGAAGCCACAGAAGCGUGCAAUGUAGUGUAACUAGGAAGUCGCCAGGAUCUUCCGCCAGUGCGCACCGGAAACGUUUCUCAUGAAGCUUCCGGUUGUGCCGGACCUGCCAGUCCGCCUUCUCAAGAUUGGGAGAUGUCCCGCGAUUGGCUAAGGCCUCGCUCGCAAUUUAGACGCUAUCUUCAUCCUGCUCCUGACCCUGUUCCUAACCUUAAGCUGAAGCAAACCUCCUCUCUCCCACCAAACCUGUAGCUAACAGUUGUUUCUAUCCAUUUUGUCUUCUCUAUAGGAGUAGGCAUCUCCCUAAGCUCUCCCCCAGAAUCCGGACUCUGGUUGGUCCCCUUAGGAUGAGGAGCAGGGGGAUCUGAGGAGUCAUUGAAUUCUAGAUCUAGAGCUGGAAGGGACCACAAAGGCCACCCAAUCUAACUGCCAUUUUACAAAUGAAGAAACUGAGGAUAAGUCAGAAAUUUGCCAGCAAUUUGAGGAGCCUUCACUGUCCACUAAAGAGUGCAUGCUGGUUAUUCAGGAAUCUUGCAUUGCUGCUAAGAAGGAAAUUCACAGCAUCACCCAAAAUGGAAAGUGUCCCAGGAGACUACAGCAAGAGGGUCUAUCAAGGUGUCAGAGUGAAACACACAGUCAAGGAUCUGCUAGCAGAAAAAAGGUCCAGACAACCAAGUAAUUCAAGAUUUAAUGGUGGUACCAAUUCCUCUCAGUCUCCGUUUGUCCAGAUGCCAGGUUCACCUGCAACAUCAGGUUACUAUGGUGUAAGAAGAUCUUUUUUAUCGGACUCGGAUUUCCACAACACUAAACCAUUUUCCAAUGACGGCUACCCAUCAACCCUGGCGAAACCCUUUUCCUGUGAAUCCUCAACAGUGCAAAAUUACCCACCGAUCCUGGAAUCCUACUUUCCUGAGCCUUAUGGAGACUAUCGCCCAUCGGCUCUAACCCCCAACACAAGCUCUCUGUUCAGUGGUUCGCCCUUGCCCCCGCCACUCCUGCAGCCACAUUUCUCGAGUGACUCCACGCACUUCGUAUUUAGAGACUCAUGGGAGCAGCCAGUGGCUGACAGCCUCAACCAGCCCGACAUAGGGUCUCCGGAUCCGCUGCAGACACUGGCCAGCAGCACAAAUUGCGUCUCGCCGGAGUCUGGGAGCCCCUCCCAUCACAGAAGCUCCAGCUGGGGGUCCGCCCUCCCUGGGGCUCAGGCCUAUUCCCUGCAUGCCCUGGAAGACCUGCAUUAUAGCCCAGGUUACCCCGCGCCUUCCUCCUACCCUUUCGCCCCGCUGAUGACAGUGACUAGCGACUUCCCUCCCAAGGUGAUUCAGCUCUCUUCCGAAGAGGCCCUGGACACGGCCCCUCUCCAGGAGACUCCGUCCUGGGCAAAGGACGAUGGGAAUGGGGUAUGGGGCUCCUAUGAAUGUCGCAGAGCUUAUUGAAGAAAAAAGGCCUCCAAAUAUGUUUUCAAACAUUGAUCUGUCAGGUCAUUCAAAGACUAAUUUUCAAGGUAUAUAGUCAUUGUAUUUGGGGGGGGGGAGGUAUAAAGAGUCCCAGAAAGUCAGGAGCAGAGGGAUGCUGCUCUAUGGUGAUGCCAAGGCCGGGAGCACUGGCAGGCCACCCACAUGACCUGUGUCAUAAGGCUGCUGGAGCAGGUGAUGGCCUUUUGGGCAUUCCUAAAAGUCUAUUUUCCAAGAAAGGCCUACUGCACAUUGAAUUCUGCUGUAAAACAAAUAGCAUUCCAGCAAAAAUUUACUACUGUAAACUCAGAAACUUAAAAGUGAGGUGUAAAACCAGUUCUUGACACCAAUAUUUUCUUUAAUAGGCAUCAAAGCCAGUACAGAUCAUACAACAUCCUAAUUUUCAUGUGCAAUCUAUUAUAUUACUUAUGAAGUUCAUGUCACUUAAUAUAAAAUAGUGUUGUUUGAAAUUGGCUUUGAACCUAGGUUCCAGUUCUGCCUCUGAUGUUUUUGUGAUCAUCAAGGAGUUACUUAGCCUCUGGGAGCUUCAUUUACAUACUGAAUUAUGGGCCAUCUGAUCUGCCCAAGUGGAAAGGGGCCUCACACCUAAGAUAUCUUUGAAAUUGAGAGUGUGCUUCUAUUAAAAAAAAAAAAGAGGGGGCAGGUAAGUGGCUUGGUGGUUUGAGAUCCAGACCCAGAGAGGGAAGCCCUGGGUUCAAAUCUGACCUCAGACACUUCCCAGCUAUGUGACUCUUAACAAGUUACUUAAUCCCCAUUGCCUAGCCCUUACCACUCUUCUGCCUUGGAACCAAUACACAGUAUUGAUUCUAAGAUAGAAGGUAAACGUUUAAAAAAGAAGACAUCAGAUCUAAGGCAGGAUACCCCAUUUCAAACGGUAGUUUCCAUGCAACAUGGCUUUAAAGGGACAGUUUUAAAGGACCCCUUGGUUCAAGGUGAAUUUUUUAAUGGCUUGGCAACUAUAUUCAGUGUAGUCACAAAUAGAACUGAGCUCUGAAACCCAUCCAGAUGAGAAACCAGACCAGAAGGCUGUUUCCUUGAUUUACAUAAACAUUAGUUAGACUAAAGCAUUGUAGCCCUGAUGGGAGAAAAUAGAGAGACUGAACGUAACAAUGAAAUAGUAAAACAAGAAUCAUGUAAUCAGAAAAGAAUGUUGUUCAGCAGGAGAAAACCCAGAGAACAGAGUUAGGAUGUCAGUGGGACACAACAAAAUGUUUACAUAGGAAAGAGGAUUAGGAGAAUCUGGUGGCCAAAAGGAUACACAAGUACUUUAUUAGAAAGAAUACCUUACCUAUAGCACCAUGACCCAAAGAACAUAGAUCUCUUUAAAGAUUAAAGUGAAGAGAAGGAGCACAAAUGACCUCUACAUAGGAAAGGAGACUUCCUUCCUCCAAGCCAAAUAGGAUUGAGACCCAAUUCUCUUUCCUCUGAACACCUAGGGGAGGGUAUAACUGUCUAUCAGUGCCUCCUUUUACCCCAGCUGGAAGAGAGAAAGGAAUUGGUCUCUCUCUAAACUAGUGAUGGUGAGCCUUUUAGAGACAGAGUAGCAGACCCAGCACCCCCAGACUAUGUGUGUUAUGCCCCCCUUCACAUGCUGGGCAUGCCCUGACCCCACCCUUACCCCACACAGAGGAGAGAGGAAGCAUUCCCAUUGGGCAGCAGGGUGGAGGAGCAGGUGAUGUGAAAAAAUGUCAUCAGGCACACUGGAGAGGGGGAAGGGAACAGCUCUGCCUGAGUCCCCUCUCUCUUUCUAGUAACAAACUCUGGGAAUGGGGAGAUGGGGAGGGAGGGUGGCUGAAUACCUACAGAGAGCACUCUCUGUGCCAUCUUUGGCACCUGUACCAUAAGUUUGCCAUUACUGCUCUAAGCUGUCUAGCUUAUUGAUUCAGGGGUCUUUAGGGAAGGAGCAAUUCCUUGCUCCACUCAAUUCCUUGCCUCCCUCCAGCUAACUCUAGAAAUUGGUUUAUCUGUAGAAAAUUAAUUGCAGCCAUUUACUCAAGCUAUUUACAAUGUAAUCAUGCAGCAGUUUCAUAAUUAUACAUAUUAUUCACAUUGUUAGAAACUGGACUCAAGGUAAAUAAGUGCACAAACUUUGGAAUAGAGGUAGGUUCUCUCCAAUCACUCAAGCAUAUCAAUCAAUCAGCAAGCAUGUACUUACUACUUAUUGUGUACCAGAUACUGUACAAAGUACUAGAAAUACCAAAACAAGUGAAAGGGCUCCUAAUCUCAAAGAAAUUACAAUCCAACUGGCAAAAACACACAAACACCCAUAGAUAGAAAAUAAAUGCAAGGAAAUAGGGGAUGGGGGAGAGAGAAGUCAUUGGAAUUUGGAGGGUAGAGCCAGGAAUCAAAAAGGGCUUCACACAGGAGGCAGAGAGGGCAAACUGAACCUUGAUGGAAACUAGGGAUUCCAAGAGGUAAUGAGGCAAUGGGAGAACAUUACAGGUACUGGGGAUGGUGCUUGAAAAAAGCUUAGAGAUGAAAGAUGGAGUCUGGUGGGUAAGGAACAGUUUAGCUUGACCAUAGUAUCCAUGAAGGAGAGUAAUGUAUAACAAGGCUAAAAGGUUAAGCAGGGGCCAGUUUGUAGAGAUUUUAAACACCAGAAUUUAUAUUUGAUCCUUGAAGAUGGAUGUUGGCACUGGAGUUUAUUCUAAAAGUGUCUCUUAGUUCUAAUGCUUUCCCUCUUUUAAUUAUUUCCUAUUCACCUUGUACCUAGCUUACUUUGUAUAUAUUUGUUUGCAUGUUGUUGUCGUCUCCAUUAGGUUGUAAAAUCCUUGAGGACAGGAACUAUCUUUUGCCUCUUUUUGUAUCCCUACUGCUUAGGACAAUGCUGGGCACAUAAUAGGCAUUUAAUAAAUGUUUAUUGAAUUGAACACAACAUAACUGAGAGAGGUAUCUUGGAAUAGUGAGUCAAGCACUGUUCUUAGAGUCAAGAAGACCUGGGGUUCAAAUUAAACUUUGCUAUUAUAUUAAUUUGACUUUGUGAUCCUGAGCAAGCCUCUAGCCUUUGAGAAUGCUAAACAUCUAAGACUAUUAUAAGUUGCAGAAAAGGUACCACACUCAAUUGGUAGCAAUCAUUUCCUCACAGAGAAAUUCCCUUUUACAAUGAAAUUCUAAGUCCAGGCACCAUCCCUAUAAAAGAACUGACAUCUAAAAGCACCACUUAUUCCUAACCCGGUUCCUUUUUAUGCUCUGGUCCAAUUUGUUUUUUCUGUCUCCAGAACUAGCAUAUAGAAAAUGGAAGCCUAUAGAGCAAAUUCUCAAAGAUUCUAAAAGAGGAGAACAAUCAUGUACAGAUGUUCUGAAUAGUGAAUACUCCUGCAAAAAAAAUUAUAUUUAGCUUUGGAAUGUUUUUGAAUUACAUAUAUUUGAAUCUUAGCUAUAUGUGAUAGGCUUGGAAUUUAUAAAAUUUUACCCCUCUUCCAACCCUGCUCUGAAAAUGUGUUUCAAAAAGUGACUUAAAAGAUGAUGAUGAAAAAGAAAGCUGUCUACCUUCUCUGUCCACCUUCUCAUUCAAGUCCCAUUUUUCUGUUACAAUGGUUCCAAAGCAGAACCUGGAAACCCAAUAAUAUUUGUAUAGUGCUUCUCACAGUGCCUAGCAGAUAGUCAGAGCUAGAAAAAUGCUUAUUUCUUUUCCCUUUCUCCCUUUCCUUAAAGAGGGCCAUAGUCUAAAUCCAAGUCUAAGUGUGAUAAACUGAGUAGAGGAUAGAAAAAAAAAAAGGUCAGAUCCCACUGAUCUGGGAAGUUUGUUUCCAAUACCACCACACCUCUGCCAUUCCACCCAGGGUCAGCCCUGUAAGGCAGUUAUAACCUAAACUCACAGAUACUACACAAUGAACACUGGAAAAAUUCCACCUCUAACUCUUGCCUCCCAAUCCUCCUUUGAUCACUUAGCAGUUAGAAUAAAUGCCACUGAAAGGAUGGGCCACGUACCGGAUGAGAGUACAUGUUGAGUGGGUCAGUGACACUAUUCAAACAAACAUAGAUGGACUAUCACCUAGAUCCAAGAUAUUAUUCAAUUAUCUUUCCUCCCAACCAGGCCAUUUCCCAAACAUCCUUAUUAUUACAAAGGGCACAGUGUAUCUUUCCUAGCACCAAAAGUUGUCACUAUCUCAGUGUCAUCUUGGAUUUCUCAGCCCCACUCACCCUUUAUAUCCAAUUCAUAGCCAAAUCUCAUUAAUUUUCUCUUCCCAUUUUUUCUCCCAUUUUCCCAUUUCUCUUUACCUUUUCUUCACUCAUACAAUCACUACCCCAGUCCAGGGCCUCCUCUCCUCUUUUUUUUUUUUUAAACUCUUACCUCCUACCUUAAAAUCAAUAUGUGUAUUGGUUCCAAGACAGAAGAGUGGUAAGGGCUAGGCAAUGGGGGUUAAUAAUUGGACCAGAGCAUAAAAAGGUACUGGGUAGGAAUAGGUGGUACUUUUAGAUGUCAGUUCUUUUAUAGGGAUAGUACCUGGACUUAGAAUCAUUGAUAAAGGGUUAAGUCCAGGCUUACACAGAUGGGUAGUGUCUUAAGGUCAAAUUUGAACCUAGGACCUCCUGUCUCUAGGCCUAGCUUUUAAUCUACUGAGAUUCUCAGCUACCCCCCUUUCCCAUCUCCUCUUACCUGAACUAUUACAAUGGCCUUUAAUUGGUUGUCUCCCCUCAAUAAUCCAUUUUCCACAGUUGCCAAAAUGUUUUGUUUUGUUUUCUGAAGUACAGCUGUAAUCAUGUCAUUCCUCUGCUCAACUAACCAGUGGCUCUCUAUUGACUCUUGGAGCAAAUAUUUCAUCUUUAUAUCACUCUUUUAAAAGUUUCUAUUUUGUGUAUUUUAAUGGAAAUAAUUAUUAGUAUAGUAAUACAUCUAUAUUAUAAAUCAGUCAAUGUAGAUAUACUGGGAUGAAUGCUCAAAAAUGUUUUACUUGUGCAACAAAAAAAAGUUUGGAGACUAUUGUUCUUUUUGAUGCCAGGAAUGAAUCUAUCCCAAGGACACAAAACAUCAUAAGAAAAAUUAAUCUCCUCUCUCUCUCUCUCUCUCUCUCUCUCUCUCUCUCUCUCUCUCUCUCUCUCUCUCUCUCUCUCCUCCCCCAUCCUUCUCUGUCUGUCUGUCUCUCUCCCUCUCUGUCUCACUCUGUGUCUCUGUCUCUCUUUCCUCCAAUCUUUUGCCUCACACACCUUCCUGGAGAGAAGGGGUUGUAAUUAUUUGUUUCCUCACACACCUUCCUGGAGAGAAGGGGUUGUAAUUACUUGUUUCUGAAUAAAGGGCCUUGCCCUUCUAUUCCAGUUUCUGAUUAGAUUAGAACUACCUUUAGGAUUAAGAGUAAACAGAGAUAAUGAUGUUAAAGUACUAAAAUAAGCAAAUUAAAUGAUGAUGCCAAGUUGAAAGCAAGAUUUGCCCUCACAACGGAUACAGUGUGGAUAAUCCUCCCAUGGAUCAUAGGAGUGACUUUGCUAUACCUCAUUGUAUGUGUUUGUAUUUCUCCACAAUGUUCCACAAUCCCAAAAGAAUGAGAGAAGAAAACCACACCUUUACCUCAUAUGUUUAAUAAAUAACUUUUCAAAGAUUAUUUUGAUUUACUAUUAUCUGAAUGAAUAUGCUAUUGUAGUGAGGGGGAAAGCUAAGAAAAUUCACUGAGAGAACAUACGCCUGAAUUGUUUUUAUUGAUAAUCCAUUUUAAAUAAUGUAUAACUAUGAAUAUUAGUGAAUAAUCUGUAUAAUCCAUGAAAAUGCAUAGCAAAAUAUCUUGUGUUAUGGAAUAAGCCCAGCCAGGUAGCCAUUAAAAAAGUUAAACACCAAAAUGAUGUAUGAAUUGUGACUAUAAAGUAAUGAGACAAUUCACAAGGCACACUAAAAUCUCCCUCAUUAUAGUAAUGAUUUGCAUAGAUUGUGCUUGAAAUUAGACUUUACUCAUUGAUAAUGUUUAUGGCAAUCUGAACAUGAGCCAGAAUGGCCCAGCUACUAUUGAACCCCAAAGAAAGAGCCACAAUUUGUGCCACUUAUAUUAAACUGCCACUGCAAAGGCAAUGCUUUCUUUAAGGCCACUUUAAAAAGUUUUCUUAAGGUU
Monodelphis domestica (gray short-tailed opossum) is the source of this 7626-nucleotide messenger RNA. RefSeq names its product POU class 2 homeobox associating factor 2 (gene POU2AF2). The record is from RefSeq and is a predicted model, not a curated record. Lineage: Eukaryota; Metazoa; Chordata; Mammalia; Didelphimorphia; Didelphidae. Gene Ontology annotation, molecular function: sequence-specific DNA binding; POU domain binding; transcription coactivator activity. Gene Ontology annotation, cellular component: nucleus.